UUUCAUUGCAGUGUGUGUGUGUGUGUACAGUACUCUCCGGAGCUGAAUAAACUUUUCUGUCAGUUGGCGAAGACGUGUCCAGUGCUGAUGGCGGUCAGUUCUUCUCCACCUCCAGGUUCUGUGCUCAGAGCCACCGCUGUGUACAAGAGAUCUGAACACGUGGCCGAGGUGGUCAGACGCUGUCCACAUCACGAGAGGAGUAACGACAGCAAUGAGGGCCCAGCUCCUCCCGGUCACCUGCUCCGUGUGGAAGGGAAUUCUCGAGCACUUUAUCACGAGGACUCAAACACACAGCGCCACAGUGUGGUGGUGCCCUACGAACCCCCUCAGGUGGGAUCAGAGUGCACCACUGUGCUGUAUAAUUACAUGUGUAACAGCAGCUGUAUGGGGGGAAUGAACCGCCGACCCAUCCUCACCAUCAUCACACUGGAGACCCAGGAUGGUCAGCUCUUGGGCCGGCGCACGUUUGAAGUGCGUGUGUGCGCAUGUCCCGGGCGUGAUCGGAAAACAGAGGAGAGCAACUUCAGGAAACAGCAGGAAUCUAAAACCUCGGGCAAAACCCUGACCAAGCGCAGUGAGUGCAUGAAGGAUCCUCCCUCUCACCCAGAGGCCAGUAAGAAGUCCAAGAACAGCAGCAGUGAUGAUGAAAUUUAUACACUGCAGGUGCGAGGGAGAGAGCGUUAUGAGUUUCUGAAGAAGAUUAAUGAUGGUCUAGAGCUCAGUGACCUGGUGCCCCCUGUUGACCAGGAGAAGUACCGGCAGAAACUUUUGUCUAAAGCCUGCAGGAAGGAGAGAGACGGAGCUGCAGCCGAGCCGAAACGAGGGAAGAAACGACUGGUGAAGGAGGAGAAGAGCGACUCGGACUGAGAGAGAAAGAGAGAGAGAGAGAGAGAGAGAGAGAGAGAGAGAGAUAUCAGGGGUGGGGGGUGGAGAUGGGUUCAUUUACUUUCUGUCCAGAAGAAAAAAAAAAAAAAACUUCAGUACUGAAACACUGCCUCUCUCUCAUAAGUUUUAAUGAAUCAUGUUAAUGGUCAGUGUUUUCUCCCCACUGAGUGUGGAUCAGAUCUGGAACCUGUUCUGAGGAGAGUAGUGUUUAUAAAGUUCAGAGGUGUGACUGACUUUAUCAGGGAUUUAAAAUGACAUCUGAAACACUUCAGUGUGAAUAAAAACUGCACCUGAUUGGUCAGAUCUAAUCCCGAGCAUCACUUCCGAUUGGUCAGUUAGCUGUCACUUGGUCACUCUAUUUUUUAAACACUUGCUCUAUGUAUUGUAAAGGUGCAUGAAAUGAAACGUCCCUCAGGGCACCUGAUGAUCUUGAUUUAAACUUUUUUACUCAUUUUCUUUAAAGUUUUCUCUCCCUGCUGUUUUCAUGUCAUCUUUAUAUUCAGUUUUAUACACACUUCUUUACAGGAGUAAAAAAAACUCCAGAACAAUAAAAUUUGUUCUUACAUUUUCUUAAA
Molecule: messenger RNA, 1460 nt
Organism: Hemibagrus wyckioides
Lineage: Eukaryota; Metazoa; Chordata; Actinopteri; Siluriformes; Bagridae
Gene: tp53
Product: tumor protein p53
Exons: 7
Coding region: 88-867 (259 amino acids)
Biological process (GO): protein tetramerization; regulation of transcription by RNA polymerase II; apoptotic process
Cellular component (GO): nucleus
Molecular function (GO): RNA polymerase II cis-regulatory region sequence-specific DNA binding; DNA-binding transcription factor activity, RNA polymerase II-specific
Source: RefSeq, a predicted model, not a curated record